Odontomachus brunneus is the source of this 5359-nucleotide messenger RNA. RefSeq names its product cytochrome P450 4C1-like. Gene Ontology annotation, molecular function: monooxygenase activity; oxidoreductase activity, acting on paired donors, with incorporation or reduction of molecular oxygen; iron ion binding. The coding region runs from base 702 to 2198 and encodes 498 amino acids. The transcript is spliced from 14 exons. NCBI's taxonomy places the organism in Eukaryota, Metazoa, Arthropoda, Insecta, Hymenoptera, Formicidae. The record is from RefSeq and is a predicted model, not a curated record.
AGCUGAGGUUCCCUCUCCUUCGCGCCGAUAGUUCAAAUAGGUAGUUAGAGACGAAGGCCGGAGAGUCCAGAGGCAGUCGAGAAAGAGACCAGCGAGAGAUCAGGAGAAGAUCGGGGAGAGUCUCGCGUAGCGAAAAGAGCUAAGAGCUCCGGGUUUUGUGGGCCGGUUAGGGUCAAGGGAUAAACCCAUUUAGUUAAAGCGAAUUAACGCUGUGGGUACGGAAGUAGUUCGCGUAUCUGUUCAGAUUUAGUCUGGUUGAAACGUUAGUAAAAUAACGAUAGUGAGGACAGUAUUAUUUGUGUUUUAUUAGUGCGACCGUGAAGCACGGAUCGGGCACGUGCGUGUGUGUACGAGUUAAGAUAGACUUCUCAUGUAUGACUUGGCGAAACAAGUGUAAGGAACAAAGGAUCUGUACGUUAUAAUAAACAUUUAUUAAUUGUUCUCAUCAUUAGUCAUUAAUCACGUUCCGUCACCUGCACCGUGAAAUAAGUUGCCUAGUACGUGAUAGCAGGGCUGCUAUCCGCGACUUAUUUUACACCUAAAACAAUAAAGAUUCAAGGAGCGCGUAUUCAAACGUUAACGGAAAGAAACGGAUACGCCGAAAGGGCAACCAAGACCCUUACAAAGUUAUCGAUUGUUGAACGUAUAAAACCAAAUUAUAUCACACUGGUUAUAUCGUCACCUGACAAUCUAUCAGCAUAAUGAUACUCACAAGCAUAGCUUUGAUCUUAAUAUGUGUUGGUAUAAUCUAUUUAACCUCGAAUUAUCGUAAGCGGUUACGAUUCAUUCAAGCAGCAAAUGCACUACCAGGUCCAAAAACGAAACCAAUUAUUGGGAAUGCCUACUACAUUCUCCAGAGAAAUUUUAACGAAUUGUUGGACAGUGUAUGUUUGCUGGUCGAUACUUACCCGUCUCCAUUUCGAUUUUGGUUGGGCAGUAAAUUACUUAUUUCUGUAAACGAACCAGACCAAAUUAAAACUAUUCUUCAAAACCCUUGCUGCUUAAAUAAAAGCUUAAUAUACAAAGUUUACAAAGCGGUGCUAGGAAAUGGGCUUGUUACUGCUCCUGAACAUAUAUGGGUCAGGCACCGAAAAAUGUUAGCGCCAAGCUUUAAUACGAAUAUAUUACGAACAUUCUGCGAUAUAUUUGUGAAUCGAUCUUUGGUAUUUACGGAGGAAUUAGAACACAUGGUAAAUGGCGAAGUAGAUCUAUCUCAGCAUAUAUUAAAGUGUACUUUGGACAGCAUUUCCGGCACUUCAUUGGGUACCGAGUUGCAAUUAAAGAAAAUUGAGCAGUAUCUUAAUGCAAUAGUAAGGGUGAAACAAAUAAUAACAUACAGACUACGAAAUAUAUUUUUACUUUCCGAUUUUAUAUUUAACCUUACAUCUCUAAGUCGCGAACAACAGAAGAAUUUAAAUUUUAUAUAUUCAGUUACGGAAGAGGUAAUACAACAAAACGCGAUGGAUAAUUUAGUUGGGAAUAAAAUCCAAUCCGCUAAGCCUUCAAGAAGGAGAUUAGUUGAUAUACUAAUGGAAACAUCUGACGAAGGCAAGAAAUUUACUCGGAAUGAGAUUAUCGAUGAAAUCAAUACGAUAGUUGGUGCCGGUACCGAUACAACCGCAAUCGCAUUAAAUUUUAUAAUAUUCAUGUUAGCAAAUUUCCCAGAAAUACAACAAAAAGUAUACGAGGAGUUGCUCGAAAUUUAUGAUACGCAAGAUCCAAAAUCCGUGCCCGUCGAUUUCAAGGAUUUGCAACAUAUGAAUUAUUUGGAAUGUAUUAUUAAGGAAACAUUGAGACUUUUCCCCCCAGUACCUCUCAUAGGACGUCAACUUAAUGAAGAUUUACAAAUAGGAGGAUAUACUUUACCGAAAGGCGCUGAUAUUUUAAUAACAAUAUUAACCUUGCAUCGUAAUGAAAAGUAUUGGCCGAAAGCGUUGACAUUCGAUCCAGACAGAUUUCUUCCGGAGAACAUGACAAAUAUUCAUCCAUAUAGUUAUAUAACAUUUAGUAAUGGUCCAAGGAACUGUAUUGGUGCGAAGUACGCAAUGAUUUCUAUGAAAAUCCUCAUAGCAACCCUGUUGCGGACAUAUAUAUUAAAAGUCGAUAAGGAGGUUAAAAUAGAACAGAUAAAAUUGAUGGCGAAUUUUUUGUUAGCGCCUGUCAUCCCUUUAAAAGUCAGGAUUGAAAAGAGAAAGUGAGAACAUAACAAUACAAUAAUAUAUUAUUAAUAUGCUAACGGAGGAAAUGGUAUUUAUUAUUACUAUAAUUGGUUGAUAACAUUUAUAGUCACUUAAUAACUUUUAACUUAAUUGGUAUAUUUUAUAUAGAAUACUAUAAUAUUUGUGAACUCAGUUAGAUUAACAUAAGUAGCGUGAGAGUAAAUUAACGUAAAUAAGUUAUUUUUGUUUUUUAAAUUUUCGUUACGGCGGUUUGUAAUUUUAUAUAUAAAUUAAUAUACAUUAAUUGUUUUAAUAAGAAGAAAAGACGGCGGUAGAAAAAACUAAGAGUGUAUCGUACCGCUUUCUUGGAAUCUGUCAUGAAUAAAACAUUGAAAAUCUGUUGUAAAUAACAGUGUAUCACUAGUAAUGAUAAAGGAAACAUAAAGUUUUCUAUUAAAGAAAAUUAUCUUUGCACUUGGAACUCGUCGUACGAUUUCAAUUGGACUUUGUCAUCUUUGAUAAACUGAUUUGAUCGAUAUGACAUUAAAGAUCGAUAUGCCUUUACAUAGGAGCGUCGAGCAUCGAGCGUCAAGUAUUGAGUACAUGCAUAUUAAUAUACAGUGAGUUGUUACUGAAACACAAAAUUAAUUUAAUUGCAUUCUGAACUGUCAGUUGAAUUUCGAGGUAUUUAUUAGCAAUUCAGAAAAAAUUGCAAGAUAUUACAAAAUGUCUAUUAAUUAUCGACAUUAUCAGUAACCCCAAGUAGCACAGCACCUCAGAAAACAUUCAGAAAGGCUUUUGCAGAUGUCUUACUUUUAUAAAAGCGCUAUAUAAGCGUUUCGCAACUGCUUUGUGCUAUAUGGGACGAAUAUUACAAACAAAACGUGGAGUUAAUUGCAUUAAUAUCACUAAUUGCAAAUGCAAUAUGAGCAAAACAAAAAAAAAUGUUUUGGGUGUUACAAAUAUUCGCAAAAAGAGACACGGAUUCUAUUAUGCAACAUUGCCCUAAUAGCAUCAAGACGCUGAAAUCUGAACGGUUUAGAUUUAUGCGUAAAAGUUCUGCGCACAGGUUUGACACUCAACGCUCGAACGCUUGCAUGUAAUGACACCUUGACAGUUUCAGUUGCGUCAUAAUGACUUGCAGAUAGGGAUAGUAAAAACAUUAUUACGUAACUACAUUAUUAUUGUAAUGUAUGCAAAAUAAUAUUUUUUUGUGAACGCGUUAUUUGCAUCGAAGCCUGCAGCUCCUUGAAGUCUAUCUCUCCACUCCAUCAGUGUUGCUUAGCAAUUACUAGAAGUAUUCUACGUAGUAUCGAAAGUGAUCUUAUGCUUCUUGCUUCGAGGGAACAUAUAUAACGAUACAUUGGGCUCUCCAAUUUCAUUUUGAAAGAAUGUGAAGAGAGCAAUUCUGUGUAUUGAUUCUGAAGUAUUGAUUAUGAUCUAAGUGCAUUGAGAACUGUGUUUUAUACUUAUAAUCACAUAAGUGAUUAACCACACAAUACAAUGUAUAAAAUCGGGAUAUAAGACUUCUUUAAAACGCUUUUAAGACAUUUUAUGUUCCGAUUUGUGUUGUGUGGAUAUAUUUGGGAAAAUCUUUGCUCCUGAUAAGAUCUCACAAAAAAAGGUUUGUUUGUAAUGUUUAUAACAUGCAAAAGAUAGUCAUCGUGCUUUUACACGAUAUGGGUUGGAUACAAUUCAUGACAUUAUUUAUUGUAUCAGUAAUAAUAUAGGAGAAUAUGUAUGUUAUACUCACAUUGAGCAACAGAAUAAGUUUUAUUAAUUAAAAAUAUUCGCCUUUCUUAGUAUCUAUCGUAGUAAUACCUUGUAGUUUCUACGUAAAUACGUUCGAAUCAUUGUUUAUUAGUGAAUUUACUUUGACUUCCUUAUUUAUUAUUCCAUGUUCUAAUUUAUCCGAAUAUGUUAAAAUGGAAUUUUGGAAGAAGUAAUAAUCACUUCUCUACGAGUACAUCCCGUGUGUAGUGAAUUUGCAUGCGAAACAAAUAAUAGCGGUCGAUGUAGUAUUACACACACACGUACACAUAAGCGCGUAAAUGACACGAUACAUUUUGCAUGCAACAUGAAUUUAAGAAGAUUUCAGAAUACGUUAUUCACAGACGGGCAAUAUUUUGAUAAAUUACUAUCAAAUUUAUAAUAUUGUAUUUAGCAAAGAAGUUCGUUUAUACACUUUCUUUCUUAUUUCUUUUUAAUAUCAAUAUUCCGCAGAACAUAUGGAACGAUGGGUCAAACAUCGAGAAAUGUUAGCGCCAAACUUUAAUACAAACAUAAUACGAACAUUCUGCAAUAUAUUUAUGAAACGAUCUUUGAUAUUUACGGAGGAAUUAGAUGGUAAAUGGCGAAUAGAUCUAUCUCAGCAUAUAUUAAAGUGUACUUUGGACAGCAUUUGUGGUAAGAUAAAAUGCUUAUUAGAUUUUGACUUGUUUGGAAAUUACCUUUUAUAUCCUAAACUAUUAAGUACGAAUGUAUAAACUAUCGUUCAAAAUAAUAAAUGAUAUGUAUGUUGAAACAUAUUUUAAUUAUAUAUUAUAUUAAAAAUGACAAAUCUGACUUUUUCAUACGAAACUUUGAAAGACACUUCAUUGGAUACCGAGUUGGGAUCGCAAUUAAAGAAAACUGAACAAUAUCUUAAUGCACUAAUAAGAUAUGAUUCUCUUCAGAACAUAAAUUCUUGUAAUUAUUGUACGCUAUAUUCAACGAUAGAUUUAAUUUAAUGCAAUGUUUAUUUGUAGGCUGAAAGAGAUAGUCACACAGAUUACGAAAUAUAUUUUUAUUUCCGGAUUUUAUAUUCAGUUUUACAUUUUUAAGUCGCGAACAGCAGAACCAUUUAAAGUUUACAUGUUCGUUUGCGGAAAAGAUAAUACAACAAAAGGAAAACGAGGUGGAUAAUUUAAUUGGGAAUAAAAUCCAAUCCGCCAAGCUUUGUAAGUUGUCAACACCUCAUUUAUAGUACAUAUUUUUACAUGAUGUAUUUAUGCAGCCAAUAUUACAAUGUGUGAAAAUUGUACGAAAACAGUGUAUGUUAUAUUUUAAAACAAUUGGCCAUACAAAAGAAUACUUUCACCUUUUUUUAAUUUUCAAUACGUUAUUUAAAUAGAUACAAUUACAUCUAUUAAAUGUGCAUACAGAUAUGUCGUAAAUUUUUAUUAUUAAAAAAAUGAAUAAAUAAAUGCACGUGCAACACA